Molecule: messenger RNA, 459 nt
Organism: Phytophthora sojae
Lineage: Eukaryota; Oomycota; Peronosporomycetes; Peronosporales; Peronosporaceae
Exons: 1
Coding region: 1-459 (152 amino acids)
Source: RefSeq, a predicted model, not a curated record
AUGGGGUUCGACCUCCGUGUAUUCAUUGCAGGCAUCGCCGUCGCUAUGAGCAUUUAUGUAAUUGCAUCUGUUGGAUACAAGGCCAGACCGGUUCAACCCAGCAGUUUAAGAGCCACGAACAGCGAUUCCGGCAACAACAUUACUGAUGCUGCUGCAGUCGUCAACGGCAGCACCCACCACGAGACCGAAGACCGAGGGCUCUUUUCUUCCUUCAACCAGUUUCUCGGCAAAACCUCCGGCCUCAGUAACAAGCUCUCCGCCAUGAAAACGAAACCAGAGAUCGCCGCGGCUCUGAGCAACCCAGUUCUUAAUAAACUGGGAGCAGCUAUCGAGACAAACCCGAAACGUCUAACAAACCUAGCGAAGAACCCGCGCGUGCUCGAUAAGUUGGCGAAGAAACCCCAAGUGGCAAACGUGGUGAAGGUGCUGGAGCGGAACCACGUAUCGUUCACUGCUUAA